UUUUUUUUUUUUUUCUGCUCGCGCGUUUUGCAUCGCUUUCCUGUUCGCAUCGCUUUCCUGUUUGCAUCGCUUGUCCAAACCCACCAUCCGAAUCGCCCGUCAAUAUGGUCCAAGCCAGCAACACCAAGCAGGCCCACUCGCUCGUAUUCUGCUCAGAGUGCGGGUUCCUGCUCGAUCCACCCGCGGCCAACGAAAAGUCGAUCAACUGCGAUGCUUGCGGCCAUCUUAUCAAUGCUGACGUGUUCGAGUCUAUCGAGGUUGUUACAAAUAGCAGCGUCAAGGCAUUCACCGAACGGCCCAAGUUCUAUGGCAUGGAGGAUCAGGACUCGGAUGCGGUUGCCCAUCUGAAGGAUGGUGCUACGAUCAAGGAGAAGUGCCCCAAAUGCGAUGCGCCCGAGAUGGUAUUCCACACGGCCCAGCUUCGAUCGGCUGAUGAAGGCCAAACCAUCUUCUACAGCUGUAUAAAAUGCGGCUACAAGUAUCGCGUCAACAGCUAGAGUUUUUUACCGUCGUCCAAAUGCACGGACUUGAUGCCUGCGAGUCGACUUGUACGCCAUGUACUAUGCUCCACACUCCCCGCUCCAUCCCGGCCGCUGUCUCCAUAUUCUAUUGGGCCGAUCCCCCGAGCCCCGGUGUGCUCCGGAGCAUAUUAGACCCUCCAUACACAAACAUGACUUGCCUUGCAACUGU
Molecule: messenger RNA, 690 nt
Organism: Polychytrium aggregatum
Lineage: Eukaryota; Fungi; Chytridiomycota; Chytridiomycetes; Polychytriales
Product: transcription factor S-II-domain-containing protein
Exons: 4
Coding region: 105-497 (130 amino acids)
Biological process (GO): termination of RNA polymerase I transcription; DNA-templated transcription
Cellular component (GO): RNA polymerase I complex
Molecular function (GO): zinc ion binding; nucleic acid binding; DNA-directed RNA polymerase activity
Source: RefSeq, a predicted model, not a curated record